Messenger RNA from Pneumocystis murina B123, 700 nucleotides. RefSeq lists its product as hypothetical. NCBI's taxonomy places the organism in Eukaryota, Fungi, Ascomycota, Pneumocystomycetes, Pneumocystales, Pneumocystaceae. The transcript has a single exon. Gene Ontology annotation, molecular function: protein binding. Bases 20 to 700 code for a protein of 226 amino acids. The record is from RefSeq and is a predicted model, not a curated record.
UACGUUUUCUGUCCAAUUGAUGAGUAAAAAAGAAGAAAAUAAGUAUCUAUCAGACUCGGAUGGCUUAGAUGAACCUCCUCCUCUUCCUGAUGAACCUAUUCCUGAGACUAUUCCAGUUUUAAAUACCACAAAAGCCUAUAUCAAUAAGUCUAGAUUGACAGAGAAUUUAAAUCAAGAAGAAUCGGGUUUAAUUUCAUCUUUAGAGAAGGAUUCAAUUUUAUCAGAGAAUUGUAAGGGUUCUUUGCCAGUUGAAGAUGGUUGGAAAGCUAUUUUUGAUCCCCAAACUCGAUCAUAUUACUUUUGGAAUUCAAAAACAAAUGAAACUACGUGGAAAAAUCCACGUGCACCAGAAGAUACAUCAAAUGAUCCGAGGAAAUUAGAGGAUCGUAUUCAGGAGAUGGCAUCAGAACGUUCUCACCCAUAUAAAGAAUAUGUAUUUACGGCACGAUUCAACCGUAUGACGGGAAAAUGGCAAAAUGAUCCAAAUAAAAUACCGGAAAACUUUACAGAAGAUGCAAGAGCAUUGCGACAACAAUCUUUUUACUUUGAUGUUGAAGGAACAGCAGCAGCACAUGAUGGACGUAGUUUUCUUGAAGAAAGGCGGCAAAAAAGACUUACUAAAAAGGAACUAGCACUUUAUAAGAAACAAAACAAGAAGAAAAAGGAACAGAGGAAAAGAGAAUGGCUUCUUGAGGAUUAA